This is a messenger RNA of Elgaria multicarinata webbii, 4236 nucleotides long. RefSeq names its product solute carrier family 8 member A3 (gene SLC8A3). Lineage: Eukaryota; Metazoa; Chordata; Lepidosauria; Squamata; Anguidae. Gene Ontology annotation, molecular function: calcium:sodium antiporter activity. Gene Ontology annotation, cellular component: sarcolemma; postsynapse; axon. The transcript has 8 exons. The record is from RefSeq and is a predicted model, not a curated record. The coding region runs from base 688 to 3456 and encodes 922 amino acids. Gene Ontology annotation, biological process: sodium ion transmembrane transport; calcium ion import across plasma membrane; cell communication.
AGGCUGGCGGGCUCUGCCUCUCCAUCCAGAAACCCAGCCGGCUCCCAGGGCUUUUGCCUGCUCGCGCAGUGAUGCUGGAAAGUCGCUCCGCUUAAUGAGUGAUGGUGUGAGCGAGGCAGAGAGCAGGAGCGGGGGGGGGAAGCCCAUCCGAGCCUCUCGCUAUCUGGGGGUGCCCUCGUCGUUUCCCUCUUCGGACCCCCGCCCCCCUUCAUCCUCCUCAUCCAUCUUCACUCUUCCCUCACUGUCUCCCUUUCUCCCCACCAUCUCCAAAUUGCUCCGCACACGACCAAAAGGAGGGGGGGCGACCCAGGCUGGUAGAAUUCUCAGCCUUUCCCCCUUUCUUUCUAACCCACAAACCGCCCUGCUUUACCCCACAUUUCCAAAUGCACUUCCCCACUCCGAGCAGCAAAAGAGAAGCUCGCUUUUCCAGCAAGCCAGGCAAGUUGGAUUGACAUGCCAAGGAGACCCCCCUCCCCUCUCCACGCCACCAAGCUCACCCCCUCCCUCCCUUCUGUCCUGACAACGAUUUGCCACGAGAUGCAAUGAGAUCGCUUUAAAGAACCGGAAGGAUCUGUAACUGGGCAGUAAGGAGGAACAUUCCCCCCCCCCCACCGGACAAGAAUCGGAAAGAUUCUUAACCUGGAAAGAAGACGGUUGCCUCUGUACAGUGGACGUUAAGUCUUGUGUAUGGCGUGGUUAAGGUUGCAACCUGUCACCUCAGCCUUCCUCCGGUUUGGGCUCAUUACCUUCGUGCUAUUCUCACAUGGUUUACAGGUGGAUGCUGGCACGGGGACAGACUCAUCCAGCAUAGGUCAGAACGCCACAUGCUCAGGUUCUUCUGAGUGCAAGGAGGGUGUCAUCUUGCCAAUAUGGUACCCAGAAAACCCAUCGCUGGGAGACAAAAUUGCCAGGGUUAUUGUUUAUUUUGUGGCACUGAUCUACAUGUUCCUUGGAGUCUCUAUCAUUGCUGACCGUUUCAUGGCGUCCAUAGAGGUCAUUACCUCACAAGAGAAAGAGAUUACAAUAAGGAAACCCAAUGGAGAAACUACAACCACCACCAUCCGAAUAUGGAAUGAAACUGUUUCCAAUCUGACCCUCAUGGCUCUCGGUUCUUCUGCUCCUGAGAUCCUUCUGUCAUUGAUAGAGGUAUGUGGUCAUGGAUUCGUUGCUGGUGAUCUGGGGCCUUCGACCAUAGUUGGCAGUGCAGCUUUCAAUAUGUUUAUCAUCAUAGCCAUCUGUGUCUAUGUCAUUCCUGAUGGUGAGACUAGAAAGAUAAAACAUUUGAGGGUUUUCUUUGUCACAGCUGCAUGGAGCAUCUUUGCAUAUAUCUGGUUGUACAUGAUCCUUGCAGUCUUCUCUCCAGGUGUGGUCCAGGUAUGGGAAGGCCUGCUCACUCUGUUCUUCUUCCCUGUUUGUGUCAUUCUGGCUUGGAUAGCAGACAGAAGGCUGUUUCUCUAUAAGUAUAUGCACAAAAAGUACCGUACUGACAAGCACAGGGGCAUUAUCAUUGAGACUGAGGGGGAUCACCCCAAGGGGAUUGAAAUGGAUGGUAAGAUGAUGAACUCCCACUUUUUGGAUGGAAACCUAGUGCCUAUGGAGGGGAAGGAGGUAGACGAGUCUCGCAAAGAGAUGAUCCGGAUCCUCAAGGAUCUGAAGCAAAAGCACCCAGAAAAAGACUUAGACCAGCUGGUGGAGAUGGCCAACUACUACGCUUUAUCUCAUCAGCAAAAGAGCAGAGCGUUCUAUCGGAUUCAGGCUACUAGGAUGAUGACUGGAGCAGGAAAUAUCCUUAAAAAGCAUGCAGCUGAGCAAGCCAAGAGGAGCACGAGCUUGCAUGAGGUGCAGCUGGAGGAGCCAGAGGAAUUCAUGUCAAAAAUUUAUUUUGAUCCUUGCUCCUACCAGUGUCUCGAGAACUGUGGUGCUGUCCUCCUCACUGUCGUUCGGAAAGGAGGAGACGUGUCCAAGACCAUUUAUGUGGACUAUAAAACAGAGGAUGGCUCUGCUAAUGCUGGAGCUGACUAUGAGUUUACAGAAGGAACUGUUGUUUUGAAGUCGGGGGAGACCCAGAAGGAGUUCUCCAUAGGGAUCAUCGAUGAUGACAUCUUUGAGGAAGACGAGCAUUUCUUUGUGCGCCUCAGCAACCUACGGGUGGUCGAGGCAGAUGAACCUCCUGAGCUCAACAACUUGCCAUAUCCCAAGGCCAUACUGGACUCUCCCUGCGUGGCUACUGUGACUAUCUUAGAUGAUGACCAUGCGGGUAUCUUCACCUUUGAGUGUGAUGUGAUACAUGUAAGUGAGAGCAUUGGGGUAAUGGAGGUGAAAGUCCUUAGGACAUCUGGUGCCCGAGGUACAGUGAUAGUCCCCUUUAGAACAGUUGAAGGAACAGCGAAAGGCGGUGGAGAGGAUUUUGAAGAUGUUUAUGGGGAGUUGGAGUUCAAGAACGAUGAAACUGUCAAAACUGUUCACAUCAAGGUAAUUGAUGAUGAGGAGUAUGAGAAAAACAAGACUUUCUUCAUUGAGCUGAUGGGUCCCCGCAUGGUGGAUAUGAGUUUACAGAAAGCACUCCUCCUGACUCAAGAAGUGGCAGAAAGGAAGCUGACAAUGGAAGAAGAGGAAGCCAAACGUAUUGCAGAAAUGGGGAAGCCAAUACUGGGCGAGCAUCCCAAGCUGGAGGUCAUCAUUGAAGAGUCCUAUGAAUUCAAGAAUACAGUGGACAAGCUCAUCAGGAAGACAAACCUGGCCUUGGUUGUAGGGACACAUUCGUGGCGAGACCAGUUCAUGGAAGCCAUUACCGUCAGUGCAGCAGGGGACGAAGAGGAGGACGAGUCCGGCGAGGAACGCCUGCCCUCCUGCUUCGACUACGUCAUGCACUUCCUCACCGUCUUCUGGAAGGUGCUCUUCGCCUGCGUCCCGCCCACGGAGUACUGCAACGGCUGGGCUUGCUUUGUGGUCUCCAUCCUGAUCAUCGGCAUGCUCACCGCCGUCAUCGGGGACCUGGCGUCUCACUUCGGCUGCACGAUUGGCCUCAAGGAUUCCGUGACCGCUGUUAUCUUUGUGGCCUUUGGUACUUCAGUUCCAGAUACUUUUGCUAGCAAAGCCGCCGCUGUCCAAGAUGUGUAUGCAGAUGCUUCCAUCGGCAAUGUCACUGGCAGCAAUGCUGUCAACGUCUUCUUGGGCAUUGGACUGGCAUGGUCAGUGGCCGCCAUCUAUUGGGCUUCCCAGGGAGCGGAGUUCCAUGUGUCGGCCGGCACCCUUGCCUUCUCCGUGACACUGUUCACCAUCUUUGCUUUCGUCUGCAUCAGUGUCCUGCUGUACCGAAGACGGCCUCACCUGGGAGGGGAACUCGGAGGCCCCAAAGGGUGCAGACUGGCCACAACUUUGCUCUUUGUGAGCUUGUGGCUACUGUACAUUUUGUUUGCCACCCUGGAGGCCUAUUGCUACAUCAAAGGAUUUUAAGCCUGAUCAAGCCAGAAGGGAGGGCUUCCCCCUUCCUUUGUUACCUCAUUGGACACCAAUCCUCAAAGUGUCGUCAAACCAGGAGUGACAGCUAUCCAUCAAGAUUCCAUAACUGCCCAGACUGAAGGACACCUGGGCUUUAAGAAGGGCAAAACUAUCAUCAUAAAAGUAAAGACAACAAUUAAAACAAAGCCAACCACAUCAAUCCCAACACGGAUCCCCAUCCCGUCAAAUCAGAAAUGUCAGCAGCUUUUGAAGUAGCCAUUUGUUAAAUGUUGCUGCUGAUGUCAUCAUUGUUCCUUCCUCCGCCUUACAAAAUGGAAAUCUUAUAAAUAAUUUGGGUGAUUGCUUUUGUUUUUGUUUUAAUUUAGGGGUGGUGACGCUUACUUGAUCUGUUUUCCUUUUUUUAGCACUCAGAAAGGGGCUGAAAAUGAUAAACACAUCCAAACCUCAUGCCAGCAUCAGCACUGCAGUUGAAAAUCUCUCAUUGUUUUUUUUUUUACAUUGGGUAAACAAUGUCUAUGAAAAGACUCACUCUUUUCACUUUAUUUUAGAGUUACAGUGCUAGAUUGUUGUAUUUGAAAUGCAACCACACAACACACACACACACACACACACACACGUUCAGGAGAAAUACCAUUGAAGGCUGGAGCAUGUAGUGAUCUGUUCACCUGCCUGGGCUACCAAAAAAGAAAGACCUCUAAGAAUAUUGUAUGUAACUUGUAUAUUUUGAAUAUGGCUAUUCUCUUUGUGUAAUUAACUUAAAAGCUUUUGGCACUG